Messenger RNA from Enterobius vermicularis (human pinworm), 1791 nucleotides. The record is from the annotation of a GenBank genome assembly. NCBI's taxonomy places the organism in Eukaryota, Metazoa, Nematoda, Chromadorea, Rhabditida, Oxyuridae.
AUGUCUGAGCUUACAGUAAAGUCUUUACUUUGUAGUCUACUGAAUUUUGAUAGAUUUGGUGGUACAGGGUCAUUUAUUCGAGAUUGUAUUGAUUCGUUAUGUGAAUCGACUUCAUCGCGAGAGACGAGCAUUAGCAGUGAAUGUUAUUUUUAUGUUAAGGGUACUGCAGUAAUUCUCUUUCAUCACGAUCGAACAAAUGUGAGCCAUGCUUCCGCUGGAGGUGAGAUUGAAAUGCAUCUACAAGCGAUGCUUCGUGUACUACCGCCGCAAGAUACUUUGACUAUGGCUGUACGCCUCCAGUGGAAUGCAGAGGUGGAAAACGAUGGACCGCAGGCUCAUUACUUAGCUCUUGUUAAGUCCUCAACGAAUUUGCGCGAGUCAGAUAGCGAGUACCGCGAGAGCGUUCUUCUUGGCGUGGAUUGUUUUAAUGGAGAAAAAGCUUCGAUUGGAGUAGUUAUUCCAAUUCAUGCGACGACAAAUGUUCGUCUAGAUGGAGAUGGGGGUAUUGCAGUCGACUGUGACUCAUCUGUCCAUCUUUUCCGACCUAUAUCUGUUCAGGCAAUGUGGACAGUGUUUCAGUGUCUUCAUAAAGAGCUGAGGGAGGCUCAAAGUUUACGUAACCAACCCUCACAAUGUUUUCGUGCUGGUGAUAAGUUGGUAAAGUACUAUCAGAAACUGAUGACUGCUGAAGACUCAUUAAGAGCGCAAUGGGAACGGUCUUCUGUUGAAUGUACAGGAGAUUUGGGGGCGACUUCAGCGGACGCUGAAAGAUACGCAAGCGAAAGAAAUGAGACUGAACAUCCCAUUGAAUCUCGGAUUUACGACUGCUUAAAGGAAGUGAUGCAAACAGUUGAUCUCGACGACGUUACAAGUAAAGAUAUUCGAUUAAAGGUUCAAGAUAUUUUGGGCAUGAAUUUGGAUGAUUACAAAAAUUUUAUCAGCCGUCAAAUGCUAGUAAUUAUGGGACAGCUGGAUAAAGCUUCUCAGAUAUUUGAUUAUCUGUACUUGGGCACCGAAUGGAAUGCGUGCGAUUGGGAGUGGUUGGAGAAGAACGGGAUCAAAUACAUUGUCAAUGUGACAAACGAGGUUGAAAAUUUCUUUCCGGCUCGACUAAAGUAUUUAAAGAUUCGAGUUCCAGACGAAGCAAGCACUGAAUUAAUGAAGUAUUGGAAACAGACAUACGAGUUCAUAAAAGAAGCAAAGGAUAAAGGGUGCUCGGUGUUAGUUCACUGUAAAAAGGGUAUUAGUCGGUCCUCUUCGACUGUUAUCGCUUUCGCAAUGAAGGAAUACGGAUGGGGAUUAGAAAGGGCCAUGGACCAUGUCAAAAAAAAGAGGGACUGCAUAACGCCUAAUAAAGGCUUCGUUGAACAAUUAAAAAUAUUUGAAGGAAUGCUCGAUGCGUUUAAAAAACGAGGCCGGUUUGAUGUGCCAAGAAAUCCAUCUGAAACGAGUACUGAGUUAAAUGCACAGGAGAAAAAGUGUUGCCAAGAUAAGAAUUAUCACGCCUCACAUAGUGACAUUGUUAGUACCGAACUAUGCAAAUCUUGCUGUUCAAACAGGCUUGAUGAACAUGGAAAUCUAGUAAAAAAUCUUGUUGGCAGUUUUGAAGCGAUAGGGAAAACUGUCGAGUCUUCUUUAAGCGUCACUCGAGCACUGGACUUAUCCCAGCCUAAAUUACGACUGGGAAAAGUUACCGACUGGAAGAGUCGUAGAGGGUUAGCCGUGUCUGUCCCCCCAGCCUGCAGCAAUUCUCCGAUUCGCCAAGCCCGUGCUGUAACCAUUUCUCAGUAG